Molecule: messenger RNA, 336 nt
Organism: Eurypyga helias (sunbittern)
Lineage: Eukaryota; Metazoa; Chordata; Aves; Eurypygiformes; Eurypygidae
Product: origin recognition complex subunit 3-like
Exons: 3
Biological process (GO): DNA replication; DNA replication initiation
Cellular component (GO): nuclear origin of replication recognition complex; DNA replication preinitiation complex; nuclear pre-replicative complex
Molecular function (GO): DNA replication origin binding
Source: RefSeq, a predicted model, not a curated record
AAUCAAGCUUUGAAAAGUGAUGGAGGAAGCAUUUCCAACAAAGCCCCCGACAUCUGCAUCGUGUAUAAGCUCCACCUGGAGUGCGGCAGAUUGAUUAACCUCGUCGAUUGGUUAGAGGCAUUCGCAACUGUGGUGUCGGCAGCUGAGGGACCAAAUACAGAUGCAGCUUCCUCAGACCAGGUGGAUGAUAUUAUCCAUGCUCGUUUCAUUCGAGCUGUUUCUGAACUGGAACUCUUGGGCUUCGUGAAGCCUAGCAAGCAGAAAACGGACCACGUGGCGAGGCUGACGUGGGGAGGCUGUUGAUGUGCCACUGAGCUCUCAAUAAACCUGUUCUUU